This is a messenger RNA of Eimeria maxima, 1236 nucleotides long. Its product is annotated as SAG family member. The record is from RefSeq and is a predicted model, not a curated record. Bases 1 to 1236 code for a protein of 411 amino acids. Lineage: Eukaryota; Apicomplexa; Conoidasida; Eucoccidiorida; Eimeriidae. The transcript has 9 exons.
AUGUGGCACAAGGUUGAAGAAAGCUUCAAUCUGAAGCCCAAAGUGGCGGAUCGCGAAAAAGGGCACCAGGAUUGCGUGGACGCUGUCAAUGCUGUUCGUGAGCUUGAAGAGCUGGACCUUCCGAAAUUCUCUGCGCCAACGGGAAAAACGAAACUGCAGUUGAAAACAUCCGUUGUCCAGUCCACCAAGUAUGAGAACGCGCUUUACAACGUGACUUGCAAGGAGAUAGACGGUUCGUCAAUAGACCCAAAAGUUGAAGACGAGUACACUCUCAUUUACGCUGUCAAAGAAGGUCAAAUUCCUCCAACACCGGAGGAAGCUAUAGAAUUCUGGAGAAGUGGAUUUGAUAUGCUUGGCCCGGAGGUCCCGCCAGCCUUCAAAACUAAGGUCGCCAGACGUGAUGAAGAAACUGAGGGCGAAAUCUACUACAAGAGUGCAGUGGCUGGUUUUGCCUCUCUUAUGGUUGAUACAACGCACGAGAUGAGGUGCUAUAACGCUACAGGUUGUGAAAAGGCCGCGCUCAUCUGUUUCCUUUCAAAGCCUACCUUGGUGGAAGGCGUACAGCCCAUCAGUGACACUACAUGGAGAAAGAUUUUGGCCCUCGCUAACAGGAUCCAGGUUGAAAAACGCGAGGAAGCGGAUAACUGCCUCAAAGAAAUCAAUGAGUUCCGUACACAAGACAGUCUCGGCCUGAGCGCGUUCGUUGCUAAGUCACCGACGUCAACAAAUCUGACUGACGAAGAGGUCGCCGAAUACGAUUUCGAGGAGCUGAACAAGGUGCUCACGUGCGAUGCCCUCAAGGCUGGAAAUGCCCCUAUCCUGAUUUCCAACAAUAAACGCAGCGUUAUGUACUACUCUGGGUCUAGCGCUACGUGCUCUAACGCCGUCACUGAAUGGAAGAAGGGCUAUGAGAGGUUCAAAGACGUCACAAUUCCUCCGAAGUACACUUCAAGCGAAGACAUGUACAAGACGGGAGCAGCAACAAACUUUAUUUCGCUCGUCAGCGAGGGAGAGGAGACAGUAGCCAGGUGCUACACCGUGACGAACUGCAGCGAGGAGGGUCUGGUUUGCGUGCUGGAGCCUGCCGUCUUCGAGGAAGGAAAAUUGCCCAUCAGAGUGACCACCUGGAAGAAGGUUACUAAGACCCUCAGCAGUGGUGGUAGCUCUCCCUCAGUCUAUUGUGCUCUUGUGAGCAGCGUGUUGGUGGUUGCCGGUCUGUUUGCACUCAACUUCUAA